Messenger RNA from Pan troglodytes (chimpanzee), 432 nucleotides. RefSeq names its product embryonic testis differentiation protein homolog C. The coding region runs from base 94 to 432 and encodes 112 amino acids. The transcript has a single exon. The record is from RefSeq and is a predicted model, not a curated record. NCBI's taxonomy places the organism in Eukaryota, Metazoa, Chordata, Mammalia, Primates, Hominidae.
AUGAUCAGAUUGAUACAACAGUGUGUCCUUAAUGUCCUGGGUCCCAUCAGGCUCCUACACAGCCCCAUGUGUGAGACAGAUUGAAUAAAUGAUAUGGUUGGCAUUUCAAAUCAGAUGAUGGCCCAAAGUGUGUGUGGGUGUGUGGCAGUGAGGAAGAGGUCCCCAGAUCCACUUGAUUACAUGGAAUUCAUCAUCUUUUUCAGGCUUCCUUGGUUGUGCUGUUUUACUGAGGUUGUUUGGGGCUGCUGCUUCAUGGAUAAAGAACUCCCUAAAGCCAGUCCCAGUGAGUCUGCACUGAACAUCAAGAAGUCAGGCAAAUCCUUCAAAUGCAAGAAGCCCACCAAAAAUGUGCAGGUCUUUUUAAUCAACAGACAACUGGGCAGGAACAGAAGUGACACUGACCUGUCAAAGUGGCUAUGGAUGCUGCCAUAA